AUGAAUCAAGGGACUCUUGUGAUUUUUAAUGUGGACUCAACAGUAUCAAAUGAUGAGCUCCUUAAGCUGUUUGGAGGCCAUGCUGAAAUAAGAGAGAUUAGAGAAACCCCAAACAGGAGAUUCCACAGGUUCAUUGAGUACUAUGAUGUUAGAGAUGUAGAGACAGCCCUUAAAGCACUGGACAUAAGCAAGAUAGGUGGUAAAUGUAUAAAGCCCGAAUUUAGCCGUCCUGGAGGAGCACGUCGAGUGUCAACAAGUCAAGAUUUGGACAAAAACGAAGUUACAACUUUCUUUAGUCAAGUAGCUAAACAUAUUUCAUUCAGGUCAUUUCUUUAG
Eruca vesicaria subsp. sativa (arugula) is the source of this 336-nucleotide messenger RNA. Lineage: Eukaryota; Viridiplantae; Streptophyta; Magnoliopsida; Brassicales; Brassicaceae. The record is from the annotation of a GenBank genome assembly.